AUGGAUGAUACUGAGCGUCGCACAGCAAAGCGUUCGCGCUUCGAUCAAAAGGAGCCUGAGCCGAAGAGGACCUCUAGAUUCGAUAGACGUUCGCGUUCACCACCUGCACGAAAGGCAGAGUCAAGACGAAGCAGGUCUCCUCUUGGACGACGACCUUCUCGUAGCCCGGCUCCGGAGUCCACAAAGAAAGGAGCUGCAGAUCCAGCUGCUGCCGCAGCUGCCGCUGCUGCAAAAAUCAACGCACAAAUUCAAGCUAAGAAAGGUAUUCAACAUGCCGUCGAGGUGCCACCUAUUGGCGCAGGCGAAAGCCCCGUGGGAAAGUCGGCAUCUCCAGGAGCCGGAGCAGGUAAUAGCGCAAGCAAUAUCAAUGGUGAGAUGUACAUCGCGGAUGGCGACUAUAUCAAAGACAUUGAAGUCAACGAUUUGCGAAACCGAUACACACUGACUAAAGGUUCUACUCAAAAGACGAUUAAGGAAGAAACCGGCGCUGAUGUCACCACGCGUGGAAAUUAUUACCCUGAUAAGAGCAUGGCUACGGCUGCUAAUCCCCCACUUUAUCUCCACGUUACGAGUCAAACGAAGCGAGGCCUCGAGCAGGCGGUCCAAAAAAUCGAAGAACUAAUGAAGCAGGAACUUCCCAACCUAGUUGACGAACGUCGAUUCCGUAGACGUGAGCCUGAACAAGUUGAGAGAGAUGAAUUUGGAAGACGCAAAUGGCCUGAAGAGAAGAUUGCCAUUGACUUUGAACCUAUUCAGGGCUUUAACCUUCGUGCUCAAGUUGUUGGCCAUGGCGGAGCUUACGUCAAGCAUAUUCAACAGGAAACUAGAUGUCGUGUGCAAAUCAAAGGACGUGGCUCUGGUUUCAUGGAACAUGGUACCGGCCAAGAAAGUGAUGAGGACAUGUAUCUUCACGUUGCUGGCCCAGAUCCAAACGAGGUACAAAAAGCCAAAGAGCUCUGUGAGGAUCUUCUCAAGAACGUCCGAGAGCAAUACGAAGAGUUCAAGGCUCGUCCACCUCAACAACGUGGUUUCGGUGGCCAAAGCACCGGUUAUUCAGGAGAGCGAGGCUACGGCGAUCGCGCCCCAGACAGAUCUAACUCGUAUGGCGGAUACAAUAACAAUAACAAUAACUAUAACAAGUCACCAGCUCCUAACACUCCUAAUGUGGACAGUCCCUCAACUCCUACAGACUAUACCUCUCAACAGUCUCAAUACUACGCCACAGGUGCUGAUCCGUAUGCUGCUUAUGGUGGGUACGAGGCAUAUGCUCAAUAUUAUCAACAGUAUAUGGCAGCCAUGGCCCAAUAUCAACAACAACAAGAAGGUGCUCCUGGCUCAGGUCCACCUGCGCCUCCACCUGCAGGCGGUUCUGCUCCUCCACCGUCAUCAGGGGGAAACGGCUAUAGCGCCGUUCCACCUCCACCUGGAAUGUGA
Messenger RNA from Sclerotinia borealis F-4128, 1434 nucleotides. NCBI's taxonomy places the organism in Eukaryota, Fungi, Ascomycota, Leotiomycetes, Helotiales, Sclerotiniaceae. The record is from the annotation of a GenBank genome assembly.